GUGAAUUGAAUUGUUAAAAUAUGAAAGCUUAGGAUUUAUUUUGGAAUUAACACCAGUGAAAAACCUAUGAUACUCCACACAACUCAAAAAAUGUGAAAAAGAAAAAAGAGCAGGCAGAAGAUGGCGUCGAUUGAAGAUGAGGAAUUACGUCGCAGAAAAUUGGAACAAGCCCUCGAAGUGAAAUCCCUCCGUCGUAUUAUUAGCGCUUAUCUCAACUAUCCAGAGGCUGCGGAGGAGGAUAUUAGAAGAUAUGAAAGAUGCUUUGGAAGGCUUGUGCUUGCCCACAAGGCGCUGUUGUUGCACCUUCCGCUGAAAUUUCAAAAACUUAGAUGGUGUGUCACACAAAAUUCUUACUUCAUAUUUGAAAUGCUCAAGGCCUUUGAACCCCCUCUUGAUAUGAGUCUGGACGUUGAUAUUUCUGAUGAUCAAACCAUGGCAAAUGCCUCAGAUAACUGUCUUUUGUCUAGUGAGAUGACCGUUCUUCCUUGUCAGUCUGGCUCAAAUAGUAGCAAAAAGCCUUUUCCAAGGGCUGAUGGUUUUAGCUCCGGAGAAGGCAAUGGGGCUCAUGGAUCCUUCACAUCAGAAAUUGUUAAUGAGGCAAAGAAUAUCAGUAAUUCGGAUGAAAAUGCUGGGAAAUGUUCUCUCUUUGAGAGUGAUAGAAAGGUAUCUUCAUCAUCAUCACCUGAUUGGUUGGACUCAUCAUUACAGUUCCGUGUACCUUUAGUUGAUGUAGAUAAGGUGCGAUGCAUCAUAAGGAACAUUGUCAGAGACUGGGCAAGUGAGGGUCAGCGUGAACGUGACGAGUGCUAUAAGCCAAUACUUAAUGAACUUGAACGACUUUUUCCAGAUCGUUCCAGGGACAGUCCUCCUGCAUGUUUAGUUCCUGGGGCUGGACUCGGGAGGUUAGCAUUGGAAAUUUCAUGUUUGGGUUUUAUUAGCCAAGGGAAUGAGUUUUCUUAUUACAUGAUGAUAUGCUCCAGUUUUAUAUUAAACCAGUAAGUGGCAGUGUUAGGAUUUCUGUUCUUUAUAAUUUUUAUCGGCAUGAUGCUAAUUUGUAAGUUCAUAGCUGUCGAAUUGCUGAGGAGUGGACAGUAUAUCCAUGGAUACACAGUAAUUGCAAUUCUCUCUCAGACAAUGAUCAAUUUCGUCCUAUUUCAUUUCCAGAUAUUCAUCCAGCAAGAAAUUUGUUGGAACAGUUCAGGGAUAACUGAUGGCUUCUCAAUGUGUGGGGGUGAUUUUAUUGAAGUCUAUAGCGAUCCAAGUCAAAUAGGAGUUUGGGAUGCAGUUGUGACAUGUUUCUUUAUAGAUACAGCACACAACAUUGUUGAAUAUAUCGAGAUUAUCUCAAGAAUCCUCAAGGAUGAGGGUGUCUGGAUAAAUUUGGGUCCCUUGCUUUAUCAUUUUGCUGAUAUGUAUAAUCAGGACGAUGAGAUGUCAAUCGAGCUGAGCUUGGAAGAUGUAAAGAGGGUUGCCUGUCAUUAUGGAUUUGAAAUAGAGAAGGAAUCAACAAUAGCGACAACUUACACAACAAACAUGAGAUCAAUGAUGCAGAAUCGAUAUUACGCUGCAUUUUGGACCAUGCGAAAGAAGCCACUUGUGUUGAGGACACAUGAUGCACAAUAAGUAAUAGUAAUGUUGUCUACCGGGCAAAAGAGAGACGUUGCAGUGAAAAGUGAAGUGCAGAUUGUGUGACAAAUUCUUGGUCUAUAAAUGAUGUCUAGCUUAUCUGAAAAAACAAAAAUAAAAAUGAUCUAAUGUAAAAGCACUGAAGUUUUGGAGUCUUAUCAAAUUGUGGCUGAAUUAUAGGAUUCACGUUGAGAUAUUUUUGUGUAUACUUUAUACUGUUUCUGGGCGAUCCUACUAGGGUUGUAUACACUAAAAUCUAUACGAUUUCGGGCAGUUCAUGGAUCUCUCUCUUAUUCCUAUAAAAAAAAUGAAGGUCCACAUAUGGUUGACACGUGGUUAUUUUUUUUUCUUUUGUGAAGUUUAAUUGAGGACGUGAAACGUGGUGUCCCUUGUGGGGGCGUGUAGG
Molecule: messenger RNA, 2032 nt
Organism: Striga asiatica
Lineage: Eukaryota; Viridiplantae; Streptophyta; Magnoliopsida; Lamiales; Orobanchaceae
Source: the annotation of a GenBank genome assembly